Molecule: messenger RNA, 2650 nt
Organism: Vanessa tameamea
Lineage: Eukaryota; Metazoa; Arthropoda; Insecta; Lepidoptera; Nymphalidae
Exons: 10
Coding region: 169-2271 (700 amino acids)
Cellular component (GO): cytoplasm; nucleus; ribonucleoprotein complex
Molecular function (GO): mRNA binding
Source: RefSeq, a predicted model, not a curated record
UAUUGUGUUUUCAGUUAUGUGUGAAUUCUGAAUUAUCGGAUCAAUAACUACCUACUCUAGUUACCUGUUACCUUGUAAAAAUAAGCGAUGUCAUUCUAUCAUGGCUUAAAAAAACAUUUAUUUGGAUAAAUGUAUUAAGUUUUUGAGCUUCCGAGUUUGUUUAUCAAAAUGGAGUCGAACGAAAACGGCGAUAACGGCAAUCGAAAUGUGCCGUCGUCGUCCAUGGAAAUAACAACCGUUAAAAGAGAGCAAAUUGAAGAGUUUUUAUGUGAAAUUAACAAUGUUACUACCGAGACAUAUACGAUUAUGCAUAAUCAAAAUGACACGCAAAAUAGCUCUAACGAAAAUCAAAGUAGUGGCGUCAAACGCAAAUCUGAAGAAAAUACUUUAAAUAUGCAGGAAGAUGAUAGGGUGAGUGAAGUCAACACUGACACCAAUGUACUAGUAAAAAGACCGAGGUAUUCAGAAUCACAGUGUGAUGAGUCUCUUGAAAAUUCAAAUGAUAUUGUUGACGCAAAUAGCUUGCAGAUUAAAGAAGAAACAGUAAACUACACUUUGUAUGUUUCAAACUCACCCGGAGAAUGGACGUCUCAGCAAAUCAUAGAUUUUAUUAAAGAUGAGUGCGGAAUUAAUAUUUCAAGAAUUAAUGAUAGCAGGGCAGGAAAUACAAAUUCAGAUUUUCAAAUAAAACUUAAGUUUCCAAAUAAGGAGCAAUCGACCAAAGUUUUUGAUAAGUUGAAGGAGAUGGAGGCAGCAGGCAAACUGAAAGUACAUACAGAUGACGAUAUGGAGGAAACAGUUUGUGAUAUACAGUCUACCACAAGUGCACAAAUAGAUGAAAGGCAGUCGAACAGAGCAAGAUCUGAUCCACCGGAGCCGAGAGUUGAUUUUGAGUUAGCAUCUGGUGAAAAUUCUUUUUAUAUAAGAGAAGAGUACCUGGACUCUCUGGGCAUCAUAUUGCCUCUAACAAACUGGGUGACGGUAACUAAUUUUCGAUGUGAUAAGACGGAGUUAAAAGAAGUCUUCGAGCUGGCUGGCAGAGUUCUCGUAUGCUCUGUGUAUUCUAUGACCAAUAAAUACGCUAACAUCAUGUACAGCCAUCCACUUGAAGCUGUUCAGGCAAUAUCAAUGCUCAACGGACAGAAGUUAUUUGGGCAAACUCUCAAAGUAACGAUGAACAAUUCCCGAGAUACAAACACGCUUUUACCCAAGGGCUUGGCCGACGUCGGACCCGGUCUGGGGAAGUACGGGAAAGGACUUCCGGAUCUAGUCGAGCAGUAUAAGCGUUUCCUCAAGGGUCAGACAUCGUCGAUCGACGCUCACUUGUUUCAACCAGAGCUCCUGAGGGAUUUUGGGGUUGAUGCCUAUCGAGAAACUUCAACGCCGUUCGUACGUUCGGCUCCCAGUGAUAGUUCAAGCGUACAUAACGAUAACGUAUCUGAACAGGGAAGCGAAGUAUCGGCGUGUGAAUCCGUUGUGAGAAAUAAUGGGAACCUGUUUGGAGCGAUCGGGCAGAGGGUGUCACAUGCGAGCACUCCGGCGCCGGUUAGUGUCCAGAUCCACAACAACCGCGUGUCAACCUUCACUUCCAUGAGCCAGCCGUUGAUAAUACGAGGGACGAACAGCAACAUGAUGCCCAUUCCGUCUGGAUCCAUGCAACGUCCAAGACAAAUGGCACCACUUUCCAAUCCCUUAACAAUUUACGCUAACUGUCCACCGAUAGCUGGCAUUGAUACAUCAAACUCAGCCAGAGGUUUCAAUAUAAGCGUGAUCGGUUCAGGUAAUAUGCCCGUGCUCCCUGGUCCGAUAAUAACUCGGGGCCCCAUGCCUAGCCCCAUGGCUCCUAUGAGAAGACCAGUACCGGUGACUAUUACCCAUCUGUCGACUGCAAAUCGUUUUGCUGCUCCGGGUCCAAGGAACGUUGGCCCAGUGACUGGUCCUCCAAGGGUUCCUGCGCCGGUUAGACCGAAUCCAAGCAUUCAAAUUUCAAACCCAAGAAGGUCCAAUGGACCCAUUUUAACGUUGAGGCCAUAUAUGUCACAAGCGACAACCGGAUCUAAUGUUCAAAUGAUUAAAGGCGCUGAUGCGGUAACAGUCCAGAUAAGCGGCCUACCGCCGUCGACAAACUUUGUCAAUCUCGGACAAAGUUUGUCGGAAUUCGGCAACGUCCUGUUUCUGGAGUUCACCACGCCCGGUUGCGCUGUUGUGCGUUUUGCGAGCCCUUCUGAUGCUGAUAGAUGCCUUCAAAACUUUAGAAAUACUAUCGGAUGAAAUUCAAUGAUAUGCGGAGGAUUCAUUCCGUCGAUCCUGGCAUUUCUCAUGAUUCUAUGUAAGGUAACGAGCAUCUUCAUUAUAUUCUACUUCAUAUUGGCAUUUACAACAUUGAUUUGCCAUAUAUUUAUAUCAUAUAAUCGUUAAUAUGUAAUCCAAAAUACAUGUCAUUUAUGAUAUUUGAAAAAAAUAAGAAUAUUUUUAGAUCUGCUUCUAUUAUGGCUUUACAAUGUUUAUUUAAUUUUUAAUUGCGAUUAAGAUUAAGCGUUUACAAUUAUUGCUGUAUUGAUGUGUCGAUGUCAUUAAAAAUACUACUAGUAAUAUCAAUUUAAUCAAAUUAUUAUUAUAUUAACUUAAGAGUAUCAUAUAAAAUGUCAUA